This is a messenger RNA of Otolemur garnettii (small-eared galago), 3873 nucleotides long. It is a transcript of the gene USP48, whose product is annotated as ubiquitin specific peptidase 48. Gene Ontology annotation, molecular function: cysteine-type endopeptidase activity; cysteine-type deubiquitinase activity; protein binding. NCBI's taxonomy places the organism in Eukaryota, Metazoa, Chordata, Mammalia, Primates, Galagidae. The coding region runs from base 247 to 3357 and encodes 1036 amino acids. Gene Ontology annotation, biological process: protein deubiquitination. The record is from RefSeq and is a predicted model, not a curated record. Gene Ontology annotation, cellular component: cytosol; nucleus. The transcript is spliced from 27 exons.
CUUCAACGUCCGCAGACGCGGGGGGUGUCGGGUGUCUUCGGCGGCGCUUUGCGGCCAGUCGUGCGGGUCGGGCGCGGGCGGGCGGGCGCGGCGGCAGUGGCGCGCACAGGUGAUUGACUGGCCAGCUGCCUGAGGGAGCGCCUGGUCCUCACUGCUGGCAGGUGGCGGAGACCAUUUGGGCGGCGGCGGAGGAGGUGGCGGCGGCAGUGGCGGCCCGGCGCGGGAGGCGCUUCUCGGGCCAAGGCCAUGGCCCCGCGGUUGCAGCUGGAGAAGGCGGCCUGGCGCUGGGCGGAGACGGUGCGGCCCGAGGAGGUGUCGCAGGAGCACAUCGAGACAGCCUACCGCAUCUGGCUGGAACCUUGCAUCCGUGGCGUGUGCAGGCGAAACUGCAAAGGAAAUCCGAAUUGUUUGGUUGGGAUUGGUGAGCAUAUCUGGUUAGGAGAAAUAGAUGAAAAUAGUUUCCAUAACAUUGAUGACCCCAACUGUGAGAGGAGAAAAAAGAACUCAUUUGUGGGCCUGACUAACCUUGGAGCCACUUGUUAUGUCAACACAUUUCUUCAAGUGUGGUUUCUCAACCUGGAGCUUCGGCAGGCACUGUACUUAUGUCCAAGUACCUGUAAUGAGUACGUGAUGGGAGAUGGUAUCCACGAAGAGAAAGAUUAUGAGCCUAAAACAAUUUGUGAGCAUCUCCAGUACUUGUUUGCACUAUUGCAGAACAGUAAUAGACGAUACAUUGAUCCAUCAGGCUUUGUUAAAGCCUUGGGCUUGGACACUGGGCAACAGCAGGAUGCUCAAGAGUUUUCAAAGCUUUUUAUGUCUCUAUUGGAAGAUACUUUGUCUAAACAAAAGAAUCCAGAUGUGCGGAAUAUUGUCCAACAGCAGUUCUGUGGGGAAUAUGCUUAUGUAACUGUUUGCAAUCAGUGUGGCAGAGAGUCUAAGCUUUUAUCAAAGUUUUAUGAACUGGAGUUAAAUAUCCAAGGCCACAAACAGUUAACAGAUUGUAUCUCGGAAUUUUUGAAGGAAGAAAAAUUAGAAGGAGAUAAUCGAUACUUUUGUGAAAAUUGUCAAAGCAAACAGAAUGCAACAAGGAAGAUCCGACUCCUUAGCCUUCCUUGCACUCUGAACUUACAGCUAAUGCGUUUUGUCUUUGACAGGCAAACGGGACAUAAGAAAAAGCUGAAUACCUACAUUGGCUUCUCAGAAAUUUUGGAUAUGGAGCCUUAUGUGGAACAUAAAGGUGGGUCCUAUGUGUAUGAACUCAGCGCAGUCCUCAUACACAGGGGAGUGAGUGCUUACUCUGGCCACUACAUCGCCCAUGUGAAAGAUCCACAGUCUGGUGAAUGGUAUAAGUUUAACGACGAAGACAUAGAAAAGAUGGAGGGGAAGAAAUUGCAACUAGGGAUUGAGGAAGAUCUAGCAGAACCUUCUAAGUCCCAAACACGUAAACCCAAGUGUGGCAAAGGAACUCACUGCUCUCGAAAUGCGUACAUGUUGGUUUAUAGAUUGCAAACUCAAGAAAAGCCCAACACAACUGUUCAAGUUCCAGCCUUUCUUCAAGAGCUGGUAGAUCGGGAUAAUUCAAAAUUUGAGGAGUGGUGUAUUGAAAUGGCCGAGAUGCGUAAGCAAAGUGUGGAUAAAGGAAAAGCAAAACACGAAGAGGUUAAGGAGCUGUACCAAAGGUUACCUGCUGGAGCUGAGCCCUAUGAGUUUGUCUCUCUUGAAUGGCUGCAGAAGUGGUUGGAUGAAUCGACACCUACCAAGCCUAUUGAUAAUCACGCUUGCCUGUGUGCUCACGACAAGCUUCAUCCAGAUAAAAUAUCAAUUAUGAAGAGAAUAUCUGAAUAUGCAGCUGACAUUUUCUACAGUAGAUAUGGAGGAGGUCCAAGACUAACUGUGAAAGCCCUGUGUAAGGAAUGUGUGGUAGAACGUUGUCGUGUAUUGCGCCUGAAGAACCAGCUCAACGAAGAUUAUAAAACUGUUAAUAACCUGCUAAAAGCAGCAGUGAAGGGCACGGAUGGAUUUUGGGUGGGAAAAUCCUCCUUGCGGAGUUGGCGCCAGCUGGCUCUCGAACAGCUGGACGAGCAAGAUGGCGACACAGACCACAGCAAUGGAAAAAUGAAUGGCAGCACCUUGAAUAAAGAUGAAUCAAAGGAAGACAGAAAAGAAGAGGAGGAGGAAUUAAAUUUUAAUGAAGACAUUCUCUGUCCACAUGGCGAGUUAUGCAUAUCUGAAAAUGAAAGAAGGCUUGUUUCUAAGGAGGCUUGGAGCAAACUGCGGCAGUACUUUCCAAAGGCUCCUGAGUUUCCAAGUUACAAAGAAUGCUGUUCACAGUGCAAGAUUUUAGAAAGAGAAGGGGAAGAAAACGAAGCCUUACAUAAGAUGAUUGCGAACGAGCAAAAAACUUCUCUUCCGAAUUUGUUCCAGGAUAAAAACAGACCAUGUCUCAGUAACUGGCCAGAGGAUACGGAUGUCCUCUACAUUGUGUCGCAGUUCUUUGUAGAAGAGUGGCGGAAGUUUGUUAGAAAGCCUGCAAGAUGUAGUCCUGUGUCAUCAGUGGGAAAUAGCGCUCUUCUGUGUCCCCACGGGGGACUCAUGUUUACAUUUGCUUCCAUGACCAAAGAAGAUUCUAAACUUAUAGCUCUCAUAUGGCCCAGUGAGUGGCAAAUGAUGCAAAAGCUUUUCGUUGUGGAUCAUGUCAUUAAAAUCACAAGAAUUGAAGCGGAAGAUGUAAACCCCUCAGAAGCACAGUAUAUUUCUGAGCCUAAACUCUGUCCAGAAUGUAGAGAAGGCUUAUUGUGUCAGCAGCAGAGGGACCUACGUGAAUACACUCAAGCUACCAUCUAUGUCCAUAAGGUCGUGGAUAAUAAAAAGGUGAUGAAGGAUUCCGCUCCGGAGCUUAAUGUGAGUAGUUCUGAAACAGAGGAGGACAAGGAAGAAGCUAAACCAGAUGGAGAAAAAGAUCCAGAUUUUAAUCAAAGCAAUGGAGGAACAAAGCGGCAAAAGAUAUCCCAUCAAAAUUACAUAGCCUAUCAAAAGCAAGUUAUUCGGCGAAGUAUGCGGCAUAGGAAAGUUCGUGGUGAGAAAGCACUUCUUGUUUCUGCUAAUCAGACAUUAAAAGAAUUGAAAAUUCAGAUCAUGCAUGCAUUUUCAGUUGCUCCUUUUGACCAGAAUUUGUCAAUUGAUGGGAAGAUUUUAAGUGAUGACUGUGCCACCCUUGGCACCCUUGGCGUUAUUCCUGAAUCUGUCAUUUUACUAAAGGCCGAUGAACCAAUUGCAGAUUAUGCUGCAAUGGAUGAUGUCAUGCAAGUUUGUAUGCCAGAAGAAGGGUUUAAAGGUACUGGUCUACUUGGACAUUAAUCUGUGAAUACUUGCUGACUCCUAAGGAAUGACCGGAGGGGAAGAGGAGUUUGACAUGUUAGGGCAUUAAAGAAAAGGUGGAUUUAAGGAUUAAACCAUUACCGUGACUCUUCCAAAAGGCAAAAAUCCAUUCAAAAGUGACUGUCCCAAAUGCCUUAUGUCAAAUAAAGCAGAUUGCACUGAGGACAUCAGACUUGAAGGAAAUGUUUCCAAUUUUAUAUUUAAGGGGUGGAGGGAGGGAGAGGGCAAGUAAAGAUUGAACAAGUUUAGUAGCAGUAACAGUAAAUCAUGUUUACAUAUGAGAUUUAUAGUCAUGGGAGGGAAUAAAAUUCUGUUCUAUUUCCUUGCUCGAGUUUCAUACCAGAUGCAUUGGUCCGUAAGGAUUUGUAUCACAGUAGAUGAGACAACAUUCUGCUCUGAAUGAAAAAUAAUUCUUUAGAGACAUAACCUGCUUACCAAUACUUGUCUUUGAUUCAUAUAUUCUACUUUCAAUAAAGCAUGAAAGUGAAGAACUUG